AAAUCUUAACGAUGAACGCGUGGCGCCUUUAUUAUUCAUGCGCGUCACCGACUAAAGCGACUAAAGUCAUUUAAUUCGCGCUGCCCCAGGAAAGGUGGGACACCGCCCGCCCCCCACACACGGGUCAGCCAUGCCCCCCCCGCGCGAUCGUUUCCAUGGCUACAGAAAACCAGCGUUAAGCCAAUGAGCUGCAUGUAGCGGGGCUCAGUCCACCAGCCAUUUUGCACGGAGUGGCACAGGAGGGCGAUCCUGCCAACCUGACUGCGGGCGAAGCCAAGCGGGCAGGAGCGCGACAACGUAACACGCCUGUCUGUUUACGCCGCUGAGCUGUCCGUGCGGCGGCAUGUAGGAUGCAGGGAAAUGUGAGCCCGCCGCCGCUGCGCUGCGCUGCGCUUUCCUUCGGACGGAGCCCGUUUUGCUGCAAUGCUCUGUCGACCGCUGUCCAACUCUGCUGAAGAGCGACUGACCCGAAAGGAGGGUGCUGCCUGGCGCUGACAUUGCUCAUGGGCGACCCCACUUUAUCUGGACCGUUUCCACAAACGCGGGAGCAGGUGUAUGGUUUCCGCGGCGCUGCGCACCGCCUAUAACGACCCCACAUCUGCGUGGACCUCGUGGACCUUUAAUCCCGGCGCCUCAGCUCCAGCUUCCUCUCCGCGGAUCGGACCGAACGCCUGUGAGUUUCCCCCCCACCCUGGAUGCCUCCGUGUUCGGUUAUAGGAUAAAGAGUGAGAGACUGUGCUACAGAGAGAGCUUCAGCAUGAACACAGGGACCUGGGGGAGUGUGUAUUUCAAAACAGAUAGUGGAGGACGAGCGCGAAAGAGCACCGCCGUGUGCCUCACGCUCGCGCCCGUGAAGAGGGUCCAGAGCUCCCCGAAUCUGCACGCAGGUAGUGAAUCUCAGUCGUCAGAAUCAGAUGCCUGGAGGUCACGUAGCGUCACCGACGGACUGGGGAAUGGGGACGCCGGCGCACCAGGGUCCUCGCUGGCGGCCAAGGGCUUCCGGAGCGUGCGGCCCAACCUGCAGGAGAAGAAGUCGCCGCCCACCCCGGUCCCACUGCCACCCCCCAGGAGGGAGAGCUACCACUCGGCCCCGGCAGGCCCUAACCCCCCCUCUUACAGCCACCUCCACUCCCUGAUGGAGGUGGGGGUCGCCUCCUUUGCCCUGAGUGACAGGGUGCUCGUUCAGACAGAUGCACUCCUCCGAGGCACCGGCCCACCCCAAGCUGACGGCAUCCAGGGCGGCAUGAUGGCAGUGAACGGGAGCACCUGCCAUGCCCAGGGUUCCUUCUCCUCUCCCCCAGCGUACCCCCCACCCCCGGUGUCAGUGAGCCCCUCCUACGGACCCCUUCCAACAGGCCGGAACACAGAAUCCCCCUUCCUCAGGGAGUCCCACACCUCUCGCAUCACCGUGCCCAUUGCCCGCUUUGAGGAGGAGGAGCGGAGGGUGUCCGUCAUUAAGGCUCCUCACUACGAGGGCAUCGGACCUGUGGACGAGUCUGGCAUCCCCAUCGCCAUCAGGACGACCGUGGACCGGCCCAAGGAUUGGUACAAGACCAUGUUCAAACAGAUCCACAUGGUCCACAAAGCAGAUGACGAUUACGUAGAUGCAUACAGUGCCACCUACGGAGCGAUGAGCACGGAUGGUCCCCCCGGCCUUCUCCAAGCCCACCCGCCCCCCCGGACACACACCUACCGGCCGCUGUCUAGGAACACCUCUGAUGGCCCUGGGGUCCUUGGCGACCCCCCAGACUCCAGCCUGUCGCCGUCGCCGCUCCCCCCCCCACCCCCGCCCAUGCCAUCCCUGGUCCAGCUGAGACCCCGAGAGAGGGAGCGGGAUUUGCCCGACACGAAUGAAUGGGGACCCCCGGACCGAAAAGUGGACACCCGGAAGUAUCGGGCGGAGCCCAGGAGCAUCUUUGAGUACGAGCCUGGGAGGUCUUCCAUCCUGGAGCAGGAGAGGCCGACUAGUGCCUUAAACCCCGAUGACAUAGAUUUAGAGAACGAGCCCUGGUAUAGGUUCUUUUCCGAGCUGGAGUUCGGGCGGCCGCCUCCCAAAAAGCGGCUGGAUUAUAAUCCAGACAGCGCCCCCGCUGGGCUCUUCGAGACAUCUUUGCAGCUCACUCCAGCAGACAGGGAGACAGACAGGCCAUUGAGCUCAGCCAGCGAUUACAGAAAACGGCGAAAGUCUGAGCCGGCGUUCAGCCAACCCGGACAGCAGGGGGAUAGUAAUGCACCCCAGCCAUCUCCCGGCCCCGGGGAACCCCCCAAGGCUAGCAGCGGCACCCUGAGGAGACCGCUGGCUCGCUCAUCGCCCUCAUCACCGUGCAGGGUCAAAGAUCAGGAUGGCUCCAGGACUUACCCCUACCCUGAGGGGGGGCAGUACGGGAACCACAAGAGAGGGCUCACCCCCGAUAAAGAGAAACAGCCUGCUCGAGCCAUUUACGAUUUCAAGGCACAGACUGCAAAGGAGCUAACGUUCAAGAAAGGCGACGCCGUCAGCAUUAUCCGGCAGAUCGACAGCAACUGGUACGAAGGGGAGCACCGAGGCCGCUUGGGGAUCUUCCCCAUCUCCUACGUGGAGAAACUCCCCCCCACAGAGAAGCAGCAGCAGCCAGCCAGGCCGCCACCCCCAGCACAGGUCCGAGAGAUCGGAGAAGCAGUGGCUCGCUACAACUUCAACGCAGACACCAACGUGGAGCUGUCUCUGAGAAAGGGCGAGAGGGUGAUCCUGCUCAGGCAGGUGGAUCAGAACUGGUAUGAGGGGAAGAUUUUGGACACCCAGCGCCAGGGUAUCUUCCCCGUGUCCUAUGUGGAUAUCAUCAAACAGUCUCCCAGCACCCCUAGCAGGAGCCCGGGCUCACAGGGCUACGGCAGCGACCGGCCGGCCGGCCCCCCCUCCUCCAAGCCGCCUUUGAAAUGUGACAUUGUCGCAGACGGUAAACCCCCCCUUAGCCCCCUGAUGUCCAGGAGGUCAUGCAGGUCAUCUGCAGGUCACACCUCAGGGGCUUCGUCCAGGCCUCUCCGGCCCGCCUUCGUGCGCGACACCCAGCCCUGUGGAGGAGAGCUGUUCCAGGCUCUGUAUAACUACCUGCCCCGCAAUGAAGAUGAGCUAGAACUGAAAGAGGGGGACCUGGUGGAUGUCAUGGAGAGGUGUGACGAUGGCUGGUUUGUGGGCACCUCCAGGAGAACCAAGAUUUUCGGGACGUUCCCUGGGAACUACGUGAAGCGACUGUAGGCUCCUGGAAGUGAGGACGUCAUGGACGCGUGUGCGUUUGACACGGAGGAUAGCCGUUAGCGCCGGCCGGCCCCCUUUCCGAGGGCCGGUCCCGGCAACAGCUGCACCUGCUUCACGUUCCGGUCGCCGCCUCUGCUCGGGGCCCAGCGGACAAGAGUGUCAAAGGUCGUCACCCGCGGUGACCGGAAGCCACUGCCCUGUAGUGUAGUGAGGUUAUGACUUCAUGUAGUAUGUUGUUUUGAGACUAUUUCAUCUUAUUAAUAAUAAGCUUUGUUGUUUUUGUUGAUAUGCAGUAGGUGUAAAGCGCGAGGGAGUCAAACGGCAUAAACCGAAAUGUAAACUCACAGCCUGCUCGGAGUCACUGGUAGAUUGUAACCCUCCUUUGCUGUGUAACAAAGUGCCCUUUUUGUCUGUCCUUCUCUUCGUUGUUUUUCUUUAUUUUCUUUUUUUUGGGGGGGGGGGAGGGUUGUCCACCACAUUAGCUGACAUGUAUUAUCCUUUACAGCUUUUCAGUGACUAAUGAGGGUGGGGUUACUAGUGAGAAUGUGUUAUCGGGCACCAGUGAGUAAAUUUCCCAGUCAGCGGGUGUUUGUAAGAGCUAAUAGCUAGCAGGCUGCCCGCCCCCCCACCCCCAUCACCCAGGUGCUCACUCCAGAUCAGCUGAUCAGGCCGGACUGAAAUGUUGCCAUGGCGAUUUAUGCCCCUUGGUUAAUGGAUGGUAUAAUACCAUAAUACAGGAAAACUCUGUCAGUGUUAGUCUAUGAGCCCCCCCACCACACACAAAACAUCAUUCAAGGGCUUAAACCAGCAGUGGCACAGUGUCAUAACUGACUAAAGUGCUCCUGUCUGCUCAGAGCAGACGGUGCUACACAUGCCUGAUGUGCUCUAAGUCUGUGAGCUCCAGGUCGUGGACCCAAAGCAUAAACCCUCCGUAGGAUUAGAGAGGGCCGUUGUGACAAGAAAGGUAUUUAAGGGCAAAAACACAGGUGUCUUCGUCUGUGUACACUUGUGACAAUGAAAAAUGAGUCUCUUUUAAAAAUAAGUUUUAUUUCUUCGCUUAUGCCAGUUGAGUAAUGGAGCCUUUCGGUCUGCGCUCCAGAUGGGCUUCGAAGUUAAGUGUACUAAACACUAAAGACCUUUUUUUUUUUUUUAUUUGUCAUUUUAUUUAAAGGAGAAAAGAUGUACUGAAGCUAAUAUAGUCACGUGUACUUCUCUGUGUUUGAACAUCGAAUUCUGCUUUUCUGACUCGGACUGGAGGGCUGAUCCAGCUGCGUGAGGAAAACACUUCAUCAGGAUGUUUAGGUUUCGUUUUGGAAUCGUUUGGAGUUCAGACCUCCGUCUGAUGGCCAGGAGCAGGCUGCAGAGUCGCCCGAGGAGUCGUGCGGGUGGUUUGCUAUCGAUGGAGGGCCGCCCCAAAUCCGCGGUCCGGCUUUGACGGCCCCUGUGAGAACGGGGUCCUCGCUGUGCCUGACGGCCAGUGCUUCUGUCCCCCGGGCCCGUGCCCUGCUCCCCCUGCCACCUUCCCCUCUCUCACGUUUUCUAUGUCUUUUGUAUCAAGCUGAAAAUCAAUUAAACCCACUGAUUUAUAAAGACUGCUCACCCAGAGCUGCUCUGUGUGGUUUCCCUUUCCUGUCUCCCACAAUCAAGCGAAUGGGGGGCUGGAUUUAUGCAAAAACUCAGUGUUAAUUUAUGAAUAAAUGAGAACAAUCUGUUUAUGGAAGCGGGAAAUAUGUUUGUGAGUUCAUUCUCUGUUAGAGAGAGACCAUCCAUGUGGACUGCUUGGAACAUUGCUAUGGGAACACCACAUCCCCUCCUCUGUUUGUUUCUAAGGAAACCUAAAGUCCAUAGUACUUUCAGACACUGAGUGUGUGUAUGUGUGUGCGUGUCUAUGAGUGUGUGUAUGUGUGGUGUGUGUGUGCGUGCAUGCGCACGCGCACAAAGCUCAUAAAUGUAUGACAUCACUGUUUCUUUUCUCUGGCUGUUUGCUGUGAUGGAUAGUUGUAUAGCUAAUAAACCAUAUCUUCAUACA
Molecule: messenger RNA, 5264 nt
Organism: Paramormyrops kingsleyae
Lineage: Eukaryota; Metazoa; Chordata; Actinopteri; Osteoglossiformes; Mormyridae
Source: RefSeq, a predicted model, not a curated record